This is a messenger RNA of Porites evermanni, 1432 nucleotides long. The record is from the annotation of a GenBank genome assembly. Lineage: Eukaryota; Metazoa; Cnidaria; Anthozoa; Scleractinia; Poritidae.
AUGAAUUGCAAAUUUUUGAUAUUGCCUUCUCCUAUCCACAGACAUGAUAAUCAAGUUGGUCGAUGGUUAACAAAUUUUCGCGCCACCUGGGAUCCAAAAUUCGAUUCAUAUGCUGUAGUUGGAAGCAUGAAACAACCGAACAGGUAAGAUGUAGCCACGUAUGUGAUUUUAGUGUUGUUUGGUCUUCGCAUGUGGAAUCGAACGUAAAUGGAUAUUCUUACAACACUGGUUGUGGACUCUCCCCAGACUUCUUUUUAGUGACCCUACUUGUAGUGCAGUUUAUAAUUAAGUUAGUAAUAAUUAUGAAUGUCCCCUAAUGUAAAUGUGAAUUUGAGUAGACCAUCUCACAGGGGACUAAGUCCCUUGCUCUUUGCGGACAGUGUGUGGUUUCUUUCACAACAGAAUUUGUUGUAUCUGCAAGGGCUGUUAGACGGGGCCUGCGAUUUUUCAUUCUUAUCCGAGAAGACUAAUAAAUCUAACCAUUUGCAGAUGUCAUUACAAAGGCAGAACUUUCUCCCUAGUUCUCUAAGACCCUGAGUGUUGGUCCGGGCCAGGGUUUGAAACCGCGACCUCCCGCUCAGCAGACCGUCGCUUUUCUGUUGAGCUAACCAGGCGGCGGUCGACAGAGGUAGAGGCUUCCUGCAAAUUUCGCGUUGAAAAUCACCGAUAAAUCGCAUCAAAAUCCUGACAGUUUUGAAACAACUGUGAUUUCGCAGAGAAGAAAUUUUUUUCUUCCAUACAGUCAUUUAGCAUUGCUGAAAAACACAAGUUUUGUGGCCAUCGUUUCGUUGUUAAACCUACCGUUUUGAACUUCCCCGGCUGUGGUUGUGUCAAGGCUCUUAUUUGCGAAACAACUUUUUGAAGCCCUACACAACUUUCUAUACUCAUUCUCACAUUGCUAAGACACCAUUUUUUAAGUUAAACUAAAGCUUAAAAAGAUAAAAGACCUUCGCUCAACACUCAAGCGAACUCCGUCCUUGCGAAACUCUUUAUUUUAUUAUUUUUUAUUAUUAUUUUCACGCUUAAAUUUACAUGCACUUUCGCACGUCCUUUUUAUGUUAUAUAUUUCCACGCCGAAUCAUGUUAAAAUUUCUUAUCUUUUGAUAAUGAUGACACGAAGCCAUCGAAAAUUCAAGUUUCCUUUAUAUCGUUGAUUUUUGUUUCAACAUAAAUUACUGCUCAAGAACGUAAAGGACUGGGAUUAUUGCGAAUUAUAUUUUAGUCUACGAACGUUCUCCUUGUCAAAGAAUUAGCGGUACCAAAAGAAAGAAAAGUCUAGCUAUAAAAGAGGAGACUUCAGUCUUCAAGUCGUGACUACGUAGAUUCAGUGCACUUAAACUUAAGAUAGUUGAGGGACAAUGUGUUCCAUCCCUCUGUAAAUAAGUUAGCUGGUGGAAAUUCAAGUGGAAAGGUGUAUUUGUGGACGGAAUAA